UUCUCUUCCUCAUCUGUGGUCUUUGAUUUAAAUCUCUGUUUUCUCUCUGGUUCUCUCUAACCUUGGGAAAUUCCUUACCAAAAAGAGAAAAAAAAACUUGGGAAAUUGAUGGGUUGGCAGGGAAGCUAGGGUUUUCGGUUUAAUAAGCCUCCGUACUUAAUAAUUAAGUUCUCCUCGAAGUUUCGUAAUCAAUGAUGCAGUUCAUGUUCAGGGAAAUUCAAGAUUGUUUGGAUUGAAAGAGAAGAUUGAAGUUUCGUUUCUAGGGUUUGGUUUCUUGAACUCCUCUCCAUUAAAGAUUAAAGUUUCGUUUCUAGGGUUUGUUCAGCUUCACUCCAUUAGUCUCUGAUUUCGGAUAUUUCUAGUUCCUCGCAACCAUGUCUGUAACGGCCGGUGUUAGCGAUACAGUUAUUGCAAUUAGGGAUAAGCUCAGAGGGAAGAUCGGGCAAACCAAGGUUAAACGGUACUGGCCUGGUAAAGCACCUGAAUGGGCGGAUGAUGCUGAUGAAGAUGGCGACAUUAGGGUUACGAAGGCUGUUGCCUUGGAGAAAGCAUUCCCUAGACAGGAUGAAGAUUCGAUUGCUAGGAAAGAUGACCCUCGGCUCCGUCGUCUCGCUGAAAAUCGGGCUGAUAAUCGUGAAGAAGUUAGGGCUGAUCAUCGUCGUAUUCGUCAAGCUGAAAUUGUUUCCACUGAAGAAGAGGAGAACAGGAGGCAGGAACGUUUGGAUUUUGAGGAGGAGGAUGAGGAUGCUUUGGAAGAAAGGAGAAGAAGAAUUAGAGAGAAAUUGCUGCAGAGGCAGCAAGAAGAAGCUGCACUUCUUCCAGAGGAGGAAGAAGAGGAGGCUGAGGAAGAGGAAGAAGAGGAAUCCGAAUAUGAGACUGAUUCUGAGGAAGAAAUGAUGGGUAUUGCUAUGGUGAAGCCUGUUUUUGUUCCUAAGACGGAACGGGACACCAUAGCUGAACGCGAGCGGCUUGAGGCAGAAGAACGGGCCCUUGAAGAGAGAAUGAAAAAGAAGUUGGAAGAGAGAAAGAUUGAGACUAAACAGAUUGUUGUCGAAGAGAUCAGGAAGGACGAAGAGAUUCAGAAGAAUAUGGAUGUGGAAGCUAAUAUUGCUGAUGUGGAUACUGAUGAUGAGGUUAAUGAGGCAGAGGAAUAUGAAGCUUGGAAGGCCAGAGAGAUUGCGAGGAUCAAGAGGGAUAGGGAGGACAGGGAGGCAAUGUUGAAGGAGAAGGAAGAGAUUGAGAAGGUGAGGAACAUGACUGAGGAGGAGAGAAGGGAGUGGGAGAGGAAGAACCCAAAGCCUGCUCCCCAACCCAAGCAGAAAUGGAAGUUCAUGCAGAAGUAUUUCCACAAGGGUGCUUUCUACCAGUCUGCUCCUGAUGAUCGUGCCGCAACCGCUAGCACCGAUCAAGUCUACACUCGUGAUUUCUCUGCUCCAACUGGGGAGGAUAAGAUGGAUAAAACAAUAUUGCCCAAGGUCAUGCAAGUCAAGCACUUUGGUCGUAGUGGCAGGACUAAAUGGACCCAUCUUGUCAAUGAAGAUACAACUGAUUGGAACAAUCCAUGGACGUAUAAUGAUCCUCUUCGUGCAAAAUACAAUGCCAAAAUGGCGGGGAUGAAUGCAACAAUAGAAAAACCCAAAGGAAGCAAGAAGCUAAAGGACUGGGAGUUGCGUUGAGUUGCAAUAGAGACUUUGCUUUGUAAAAUUAGCACUGAGAUAUUGAUCCUAGGUGACUGUUCUUGAAGUUAAAGCCAAUUCUGUUUUAGCUCAGAUUAAAAAGGACCCAAAUCUAUCAAGGGCUGCACCGCUAAGAAUGUAUGUACGAGGGCUGUAUCUUUAAGGAUAUAUCUAUUAUCUGCCAUUCAUUUAAAAGGUGGAUAUUUUCCCUCUA
This is a messenger RNA of Macadamia integrifolia, 1890 nucleotides long. Its product is annotated as microfibrillar-associated protein 1-like. The record is from RefSeq and is a predicted model, not a curated record. Gene Ontology annotation, cellular component: U2-type spliceosomal complex. NCBI's taxonomy places the organism in Eukaryota, Viridiplantae, Streptophyta, Magnoliopsida, Proteales, Proteaceae. Gene Ontology annotation, biological process: mRNA splicing, via spliceosome. The coding region runs from base 375 to 1676 and encodes 433 amino acids. Gene Ontology annotation, molecular function: RNA binding. The transcript has 2 exons.